Messenger RNA from Drosophila elegans, 788 nucleotides. RefSeq names its product transcription factor 15. The record is from RefSeq and is a predicted model, not a curated record. Gene Ontology annotation, molecular function: protein dimerization activity; RNA polymerase II transcription regulatory region sequence-specific DNA binding; DNA-binding transcription factor activity, RNA polymerase II-specific. The transcript is spliced from 3 exons. The coding region runs from base 14 to 520 and encodes 168 amino acids. Lineage: Eukaryota; Metazoa; Arthropoda; Insecta; Diptera; Drosophilidae. Gene Ontology annotation, biological process: developmental process; regulation of transcription by RNA polymerase II.
CCGCAGAAAACGGAUGGCGAUGGCAUUGGCUUUGGCUAUGGCAGUCUCAUCAACACCAUCACCAUCAUCGUCAUCAGCAGCCAACUAUUUGAUGGCAUUCCUUGCCCAGGAUAGUAAUAGUAGUGGAAGUGCAGCCAGUGCAAGUGCAAGUGGAUGCAGUGGAGCGACCGCCGAUUCGGAGGACUCCCAGAUUGGUCAGGAUGCUCAAGUGGAUCAGGUGAUAGGUCAGGGGUCAAACAGGAGGCGACCACCGCGCCAGAAAAUCAACGCAAGGGAGCGCUACAGGACCUUCAAUGUGAACUCGGCCUACGAAGCUUUAAGGAAUCUUAUACCCACGGAGCCCAUGAAUCGCAAGCUAUCAAAGAUCGAGAUUAUCCGUCUGGCCAGCAGCUAUAUAACGCACCUGAGCAGCACCCUAGAAACGGGAACUGAAUGCCAGCCUUGUUUACUGCACAAAUACGACAACGAAGCGCUUGUAAGGAGGAUUAGCAUUUGCACCUUCUGCCUUAAAACCAAAUAAGAUUAAUGAUUUACGGGAUGUGUUCUAAUAAUUUAAGUGUUUCUGGUCGUAUCCAUUGCAUUUAAAUUAAUUAUUGAAAAAAAUUUUGAAAUCAGCGACCAAGAGCAGCGCCAUCCAUGGACAAUUGCUGGAACUCGAUGCCUGUUACUCGAUACUGUUAACGCUUGCAAACUUGAACUGCUCUCGUUUCUAUUUAUAACCUCUUCAAUUAUAUCGAUCUCUUAAGAGUUAAUUUAAAUUAAAUAAAACAAAAUUAAUUAAAAACUAA